CUGGGCUUCCAAAUCUUUAAUAGCAAUUUUAGUCCAAGCUUGACUUACUUUGCCUCAAUGCUUCUGCCUUUCACUCAGGGAAAAUUCAUCCCUAACUACAAGUGUGGGAUCACAAAUACUUUGGCUGCGGUCAUUGGGGCACCUGACAUCUCUCUUCACAUGGCAGCUAUAUUGUGCAUCUACAAAUUUCCUCAGUUGACUUAUGGUCCUGCUCCAGUCAUGGAUAAAGAGACUCAAGCAGUUUUCUUCCAACAUAUGUUUCCAGAUGAAUCCCACCAACCUAAGGGCCUCCUGCAGUUAUUACUGUAUUUUAGAUGGAUCUGGAUUGGAAUUCUUGUAGUAAAGGAUGAGAAAGGAGAGAAAUUUGUCCAGGAGGUGUUCCCUACAUUUUCUGAGCAUGGCAUCUGCGUUGAAUUCAUAGCAGAAUUACCAAAUGUAGCUUUUUACAGUGACUUUAUUGAUACUAUGGAGGAAGGAUUACAUAUAUUCCAUGUUCUCAUGAACAGCACAGCCAAUGUGAUAAUCUUAUAUGGUAAAAUUCAGUCCUUAUCACUUCUGAGAACUUUCCUCCAGUUUUCAGAAGUGGAGGAUAUCCCAAGGAAGAAAAAGAUUUGGCUUAUAACUGCUCAGUCAGAUUACACUUCAGUUGCUGUUCAUAAAUCUUUGGACAUCCAUUUCCUACAUGGUGCUUUAUCCUUUGCAGUUCACACAAAGGAGGUCCAAGACUUCCAGGAAUUUCUUCAAAACCUAAAUCCAAACAACAAUAAUCAAGAUCACUUUCAGAAAGAUUUCUGGGAACAGGCAUUUGAUUGCUUCUUUUUGAAUUCAAAAAUUGAGACAUCUGAGAAGAAAUGUACUGGAUGGGAGAGGCUUGAGACCCUUCCUACAUCUGUGUUUGAAACACGCAUGAGUGGACAGAGUUACAAUAUUUACAAUGCAGUCUAUGCUGUUGCACAUGCUUUGCAAUCACUCACUCUAUUCAAAUCUAGAAAAAUGACAAUAGAGAAAGAAGGAAGAAAACAAUUUCACAAUCAAGUGUUGUGGCAGGUGCUUUGGAGAAUUGGUUGACUCCCUCUUCUUUAUGGCAACCCCUUAGAUAUUGGAACACUUCUUGGUUCAUUCCUUUCUGAGAAAUGUCAGAUUCAACAACAAUGUUGGUGAAAUGAUUUCCUUUGAUAGAAAUGGAGAAUUCAUUGGUGGUUAUGAUAUUAUCAACUGGAUCACAUUCCCAAACCAGUCUUUUUUUAGGGUCAAAGUUGGAGUGGUAGAUCCCACAGCUCCAGCACACAAAUUCUUCAAUAUUUCAGUAGAUUCCAUUACUUGGCCUGUAGGCUU
Messenger RNA from Pantherophis guttatus, 1335 nucleotides. The record is from RefSeq and is a predicted model, not a curated record. Lineage: Eukaryota; Metazoa; Chordata; Lepidosauria; Squamata; Colubridae.